Solea senegalensis (Senegalese sole) is the source of this 1800-nucleotide messenger RNA. Its product is annotated as RING finger protein 225. Gene Ontology annotation, molecular function: ubiquitin protein ligase activity. The transcript has 3 exons. The coding region runs from base 382 to 1212 and encodes 276 amino acids. The record is from RefSeq and is a predicted model, not a curated record. NCBI's taxonomy places the organism in Eukaryota, Metazoa, Chordata, Actinopteri, Pleuronectiformes, Soleidae. Gene Ontology annotation, biological process: protein ubiquitination.
UCUAAUUAGCAUCAGUGUGUUCAGGUGUGUUCAGGUGUGUUGCUCUGCAUACACUGUCAUUGAGGAGGGCAGCAGGUGAUUUGACUGAACCGUUUCCUCGUUUUUAUUCACAAACACACUCACUCAAAUACCGACUUACUGAAGAAGAAGAAGAGGAAGCAGCGGACAACCGCAUGUAAACCUAAGCUCCGGGAUGUUGACGAUCGCGCACAGUGAAGAAUCAAGCAAUUACCGUUUUCAAUGAGUGAGCUUGGACAGCAUGUGAGGUUGUAGGAGGAGCUUCAUCAUUUCAUCCCGAUCGAUCUUCACUACUGAAGGUGCAGCACCCUCCAUCUUUGGAGCAUCACUUCAUCUCCUUGCUACUUCCCAUCCCCUUUAGGUAUGAAUCCUUAUGGAGACACAGACCAGGACUCUCAUCCACGCGAUGAUGAUGAUGAUGCUGCUUCGCUUCCCUGUUCAGACCUCGGCCUUGACAAUGAUACCCAUUCUCCAUCCUUCUCCAGUUCACCGUGUCCUCCAGUAAUUUUGACAGGUCAUACCUCCUCUCCUUCAACCCCUCACCUUGCUCCCACCACCACACUGACUUCCUCCCAGGUCUCUGUCAUCAUUCCGUCACCAGAACUCCACCAAUCUCCCCUCCCACCUCAGUUCUUCGAGGACACCUGCCCAGACCUGGAGUGCUCCAUCUGCUUCAGUGAAUUCAAUAAUGUCUUCCGCUGUCCCAAGAUGCUUCACUGCAAGCACACAUUUUGUCUGGAGUGCCUGGCACGCAUCAACGUCAAGUCGGCCGAGCCCAGCAACAUCCUGUGCCCACUGUGCCGCGGCCUCACCCCGCUGCCCUCCCUGGGUCUGCCCAGGCUACCCACAGACUCCGAUGUCCUGUCAUACCUGCCGUCCGCCAUGCAGAGGGUCUACAGCAUCCGCUUCCUCCGCAAAAAAGGGAAGCUGGAAGUCAAAAGGUCAUCUGGAAGUCACCAGCAUUGGAGUCAGAGGACGCAGAGGUCUGCAAACCCUUCUCUGCAUGUUGGGCUUCCCAGCCCACCUGUCGAGAGCCACAGUGGGGCAGGUGGCAUGGGGGGUGCUCUCUUUAGACUGACAGGCCAACCGGCAUGCCGAGCCUUCCUCCUGACAUCCGUGGUGAUGAUGAUGUUGCUCCUGACUGGCAUCGUCAUCUUUCUGCUCACCUACACAAGUGAAAAUGACCCACAAUAACUGAGUGUGACAGUUGACUGCUAAAUUAGUCACCUGCUGCAGCAAUACAGCAGCUGUGCUCAGGUACUGCCAGAAGUGGGAAAUAGUUGAACCAUGUUAAGAAACAGAUCUACUCAACUGCUGAUGAACAGCAUCUCAGAUGUCAGCCAGUGGUAACAGGCUGACAUCUGUAGGUCAUGUCAAGGCAACAGAGCCAAGUAAUGUUCCUGUCACUUUGGACCUGGACUGAGGCCCAUCAGCAUGUCUUAUAGACCUGCCAGCAGGUAGCGCUGUCACUGCAGCACUUUAAACAAAAGGACUGAACGUUUGUUAUGUUUUAAAUCCUGAGUCAUGAAAGAGUUGUUUACAUCAGCCAGUUUUCUGUUGGGAAACAGGAGCCAUGCUGCAGUCUGACAGACAUAAACUGUAAAGAACUAGUAUACCCACAUUAGGGCUCAGCUCAGACGUUUACUAAAAAAACAUGUUUGUUCUCUGCUUAAAAUAUCUUUCAAAAUGUCAUACAUUAAAGACUAUGUUACAAAUAGAAAGGGAGAAAAAUGGGUAUUUUAUGUCAAUACUAAUAUCCAGUUUUAUGUUGUGUUUUAAGGC